AAUUUCGGAAGGAUGGUGGCAAAAGAUUCUUUGCUCUUGGAACACCCAGUGAACCUAAGGUAAGAUGAUUGACCAUGGAAGUGAUCAUAAUGAACUGGUGCUGUAACAUACUUGACACUUUAGGCCCCAAUAUGCACAUACAAAUUCCCAGACUGAUCUCUAUACAUUUUCUUAAAGACUUAGUUGAGAGAAUUUAAUAAAAGAUCAAGAGAAUGUGUUUCUAUUUUGGGGGAGAAUUUUUAGUAAUUCUCGUCACCUUUUUACUUAAUUGUGCAGUGAUAUUUUGGGGGAAAAUUGAUGUUGAUCACUCUUGGGUCAACAAAAAUGUAAAAAUUAAGUUGGCUGCGUAGGUUGUUGACGUUUCUGUUUUCACUUUAUUUUAUUACAGGAUUCAUCUCCUUUUCCUGAACUUAAAGCUAGAAACUUAGCAAAGAAAGAAGUUGAUUUGCAGAAAGUUUUUCAUGGCAGGGUUACCUUGGUGUUGUUCUGGUUCCGAGCAUUCGGUGAGGUAUGGCUGAUGUGCUAUGAAAUGCACUGUACUUCGUAAUCAAGGUUUCCCAUUACAUUGUUAUUUACAGUUUUGGCAGCAGUGGUGCAUUAACCUAAUCUAUUUAUAUGGGCAAAGUAAAGAAAUUGUCACUAUUUUUCAAAUAGAAGGUGUUGUCAUGGCAACUUAUAUUACCGUAAAAUUCCGAAAAUAAGCCCCAGGGCUUAUAUUUUUCAAACGCCCUUUUUGAGGGGCUUAUUUUUGGAAGGGCUUAUAUUCGGAGGGGCUUUUCUAUGGAGGGAAAUUUGCGCUUCAAAAUCGAUUGGGCUAGCCUUAUAGUUGGAAGAAAUUUACCAUUUUUACUUUGUUUUAUUUUGUAUUUGAGGACAAUUUUCCUUGUACAAGCCCCCGGGGGGCUUAUAUUUGGAGGGGCUAUUUAACGGAGGGUUUUUUGCCUUAUGAGUUUGGGGGGUUUAUACAAGGAGGGGCUUAUUUUCGAAAUUUUACAGUAAUUGGAUAAUACAAGUUGUUCUUCGCUAGAGAUUUUUUCUGAAUAAGGACAUUUUUUUGAUGACACACUAUGAUACAUCAGGACUGCUUAACAUGCAAACUGAUCAGGGCUCAGUUCAAAGAAAAUUGAGAAAUGGAUUAACCAUAACACCAGAUGAACACUAUCCUGUUUCAAGAUCUUUUUAGACAUUUGGACAUUUAUCUCACAAUAGGAAAAUUGCACAAUGAUACAUGUCAUUUUACAUCAACUACCAGAAUCCGUCAGUUUGUUGUUUUCUUAUGCAAAUUAGAGGGAUUGUUUUUUAAACCUCAGCAGGAUUGGCAAAUUUGACUAAACAUUCCUUUAUGUUUUCAGGCUAUGUGUGAUAAGUAUAGACUUCCAUUUGUGGACAAAUUUCACGAAGAACCUCUCGCCCAACAUUAUGAGGUACUUGUUCAUGUCUGAGUGACGAGUUUUAUAUUUUGACAGCAAUGCAAUAAAAAGAACAUCAGGUCAAAUUUUGGCUUGACUGGGAUUCAAACCCAGGUGUAAAUGAAGGCUCUAAGCUGGUGCAAUAUUUAAUCCUGUGGGGCUUGUGUAAACUUGAAUGUGCAGGAAGAAUGAUCAGCUAUUACUUUUUGAGCAUUUACUGCACAGAAUGACAGUAAUUUUAUCAAAAGUACAAUAUAAGGUCAACUUUCAUUAUUGAGGAUAUCCUUAGGACAGUGAUUUAGUGACUCACGAAAUAGCGGAAGAAAAAUGUCUGUAAAUUACUUUUGCCUGGGAUUCGGCUGCUAUCACUAUUAUUUUUGUGUGUGCAAUAAUGAAGUGUCCAUAAGGCGGGAGUUGAUGGCGGUAGGUUGAAGAGACUGUCUGAAACUAUAAAAUCACAGAUAAACAAAGAAAUAGAGAGUUAGUGGUAGCACUUCCUCUUGGUGGUUCUUUGUGUACCUGAUUCCUGGUCAAAUUGGAAUUUGGAAUUUAUGUUUUUUGACAAGAGGGGAAAACCGGAGUACAUGGAGAAAAACCUCUCACAGCAAAGGAUAGAACCCAUGAUAAAAUCAACCCACUUAUGGCAUGGACACUGGGAUUUGAACCCAGGCCACAUUGGUGGGAGGUGAGUGCUCUCACUUCUGCCCCGCCUUUGCUCCCCACCUCUAGUAUGAGGAAAAGCAAGACAAAGAUUUUUCCCAUGCUCAGAUUUUUUUUAUUUUUAAUUGUUUGCAGAUAAACGUCGUGGACGGACUGUUCUUCAAACCAUUUAGUAGAUUUCUUGAGAAAAAUUUAAGGAAACAAAGAGCGUUAGAAAGACAUGUAAGUUGACAGACGAGUGUGCAUGAAUUGAACGUGUAUAAUCUUCAUAAACUUCUUUCAGAAGCGAAGAGCUGCGUUGUGGUUUACGUGGUGCUUCUUACUGCCACAAGGGGCACGGCGGCUUCGGUCAUCUUGCAAGAAAAUGAUUUACUUGAAAACUGGGCGCAAAUUUGCCUUAACAUCACACUUCGCUAGUAUACAUAAAAGCUGAAACAGAAACUUGAUUGCUUUGUAAAUAUCUGCAUGUAUAACGUUCAGUGUACGGCAAAAACGCGCUAUGAACGCGAUGAACCGCCAUAUGAAGCCCAAACAGUAAUCAUCAUAGCGACCAUGAAAUUUAGAUGCUAUAUGUUAAAAGAUUCGUUUCGAGGAUAUGAUGUUAAAUGCGCAUGGGCUAUAAAGGAUCUUUAAAAUUGGUUGAAAGGUUUUGGUUUAAAAUGGGCGGUUUCGGAGUGAAUUUCGGGCGUUAUUGAGUUAUUAAACGAUUGUUGUUAUUUUGUAUUUUUAGGAUACCUUUCUUUGCUUUAGUGGUAACACAAAACCAAUCAAAGAAAAAUUUCUGGAGAACACAAUUGUUGGACAUGCAUUGUUAGUGGAUUGUAACGGGCUUGUUAGAUGGAGAGCACACGCUAACCCUACAGAUGAAGAAAUCAAGUUUAUGCUGAACUGUUCAAAAAUACUCCUGAAAGAUGCACAAAGGGCUCUUAAGAAUAAUAGGAUAAUGCCUGACCACAGAUAAUAAACACAAAACGCGUUUUAUGCUAACAAAUUGUGGUCUUUUAUUUAAUUUCUCCAUCUGCCGUAAACUGAUCAUUGUUUUCUGAAAUUAACAGUCGUGGGUUUGUCCGCUUGUUUUGUAGUUGUGGUUCUUUGG
This is a messenger RNA of Porites evermanni, 3165 nucleotides long. The record is from the annotation of a GenBank genome assembly. NCBI's taxonomy places the organism in Eukaryota, Metazoa, Cnidaria, Anthozoa, Scleractinia, Poritidae.